AUCUUUGUCAGAGUGUGGGAGGAGUUGUGGUUUGGAGUGGGGAUUGGCGACACACAGUCACAGAGACAUUGUCACAGUUCACGGGCGGCUCUGCACAGAGAGCGUGGAGAGAGGACAACUCUACCAUGGCACUUCAAUCCAAGCCACCUUCCCCACUGCUUGCCUUGUUGCUAUACAGUCUGCUGGUGUACCCUGCCGUUCCUUCUGAUCCCUGCUCCUCUGGUAACAGAGACAAGUGUCCGGAGUCCGGCCUUUGUGGCUCACGGAAGUGCCCUCCCGGCUCAUCCUGCAGGUCUAAUGGCAGCGACUCCUACUGUUACUGUAAGACAGGGUUUCGAUUAUGCAUGGGCUCCUGCACAACAGGACGUCCCUACUGUAAAGAUGUGGACGAGUGCUUGAACUCGAGGAAAUGUGGCCGGAAGGAGAACUGCCUGAACACCAUCGGGGGAUACUGCUGCCUCGCCGCAGGGACACACAUCAACUGCACAGAUUGUGAAAGGGCCUGCUAUAGUAACAAGACAAGCAAUGCUACAAGUUCCACAGCAUCGGAUAAAAUGUGUAUCAGUGCGUGUGAGAUUCAGGAGCUGUACCAAACAGUGACAAUGGUCAACAGCCGGUCUGUCCAGCUCGGCAGUGUGGAUCAGUUGCUGGACAAAGCAGAGAGUAUGAUGAUGUCCUUGGUCGAAGCUCCCGUCAAUCAGCUUGAGGAACGGCAGUCGAUGGAAGCAUUUGAAAUUGGGAUCAAACGUCAGAUUAGUGUUUCAGAGCCUCUGAUAUUGUCGGUGAUGGGCUACACUGUUGAGGUGGAUGCAGCCGUACUGUCGGGAAUGCGACCUGGUCAGACAGCCGCUGCUGCUCUAAUUGUACACAAGGAGCUGGACACAUUUCUGCACAACAGCAGCAGAGCCGGGCCUGGCCAUCAGGGGGCAGUGCUGAGCUCCAGGGUAAUCACCAUGGUGAUUGGCAACAGGAAGAACAGUACUCUCAGCCACCCUCUCACCUUCACCUUCCUCCACAACAAGACCAACAAGGACAGUUUUUACAUCACGUGCGUGUACUGGAGUCACAGCCGGGCUGGGAGUUGGUGGUCGACAGAGGGCUGUGACCUGGCCGGUUACAACGCCACACACACUGUGUGUAAAGCCAGCCAUCUCUCCAGCUUUGCCAUCCUCAUGGCUCUCAAGGAGCUGCCAGCCGUGUUUGAGGUGGAGAUAAUCACAUACGUGGGUCUGAGCGCCUCUCUGCUCUGCCUGCUGCUGGCCAUCACCACCUUCUACAUCUGCCCCUCCCUGAAGGACACUCGCUGCUGCAUCCACCGCCACCUCUGUCUCUGCCUCUUCAUGGCCGACUUCAUCUUCCUGCUGGGCAUCUCUCAGACUGGCAACCCGGUUCUGUGUGCAGUGAUCGCCGCGACGCUGCACUAUCUGUUCCUGGCGGUCUUCAUGUGGAUGUUUCUAGAAGGCGUGCAGCUCUACCUGCUGGUGGAGGUGGUGUUCGCCACCAAGGUCCCAUUCGAGCGCCACAUCUACUGGAUCGGCUACGGACUGCCCGCCGCCAUCGUCGCCACCUGUGCCGGCAUCCACGUGCACGGAUAUGGCACCCCCACCGCGUGCUGGCUCUCAACGCAACAUUACUUCACCUGCAGUUUCUUUGUGCCAGCUAUCUUCAUCUGUGUUGUUAACCUGAUCAUCUUGUGUAGAACGCUGAUGAAAUUGUCACACGUUAUUUCGGACCAGCCAAAAUUGAACAAGAACAGAGUGUUUACCCUGACUGCCCUUGGGCAACUGGUGAUUCUGGGCUCCACCUGGAUAUUUGGUGGAUUAUUCAUUGAAAACGCAACCGUCCCAAUGAUGUACAUCUUCAGCAUCCUCAACAGCUUCCAGGGGAUGUUCAUCUUCGUCAUGCACUGUCUCAUGAGGAAGAAGGUGAGAGAGUGGUACCAGCGAGGCUUCACAAAAUGCUUCACGAAGUGCUUCGCUCGGCCAGUUAGAUGGACACCAGUCGCUGCCUCCACCACCUCCUCCAACCAGGUCAGGAGAAGUGUCCAGGAAACAGAGUCAACUUCGGGAGAACCCCAGUGAGGGGACGGAGGAGACGAUGGAGCGUGGUGGGCCGUCCUGUGCCAGCGAACACCCCUCACCCGCGUGUAUCCUCGCAUGCUCCCGCACACUCACCCUCACCGGCCCAUGGGUGCCCAGGGUCACACAGAGUCACUUCUCUUUAGUCACUGUGUCGCUCCAGUUCCUGACCCCCCCCCCCCAAGCAGUGCCGCAGGAGUUUGGCGAGGAGUUCCUCCGAGCACCCCUCUCCCCCACGUAUCUGGGGCGACACGAUGGCGCAGCGGUAGAGUUGCUGCCUCACAGCGCCAGAGACCCGGGUUCAAUCCAGACGGUCUGUACGGAGUUUGUACAUUCCACCCGUGACCUGCACGGGUUUUCUCCGAGAUAUUCGGUUUCCUUCCACACUCCAAAGACGUGCAGGUUUGUAGGUUAAUUGGCCUGGUGUAAUUGUAAAGUAUCCCUAGUGUGUGCGGGAUAGUGUUAGUGUGCAGAGAUCGAUGGCUGGUGGGCCGAAGGGCCUGUUUCCGCGCUGCAUCUCUAAACUAAGCUAAUACGUCAUUCCACAGGGACGGAGACCAGAAACUUUAGCCACAACCCUUGACACUGUCUCACCAAGGCCCCUUGGACUAGACCAUGGGCUAGACGACCAUGUGGCCACCUUAGACCUCCCUGACCAUAGAGAUCUUGGCUACGUAUAUCUCAAGAUCCUCUAGUUCCUCAUAUUCCCAACUCACAAAGAUGCCUGGCAAGAGACUAUUUAACGAUAUAACUGCAGAGCACGUCACACCAAGGGACUAAUCCUUCUUUCAUCUGAUGCUGGUCAUUGGAACUACUGGGCUGUUUGUAAGAAAAUAAUUUUGCUGUGCAUUUGUAACUAUAACAAUAUAGCAAAAUCGAACCAUUGAGAACGGGAGCCUAAUUGCAAACUUUAGUGACUUUAGCGGGACAGGCAGCAUCUCUGGAGCAAGGAAUAAGUGAUGUUUCUUCAGAAGAAGGGUCUCGACACGAAAUGCACCCAUUCCUUCUCUCCAGAGAUGCUGCCUGUCCUGCUGAGUUACUCCAGCUUUUUGUGUCCAUCAUCGGUUUAACCCAGCAUCUGCAGUUCCUUCCGACACACAUACUUUAGUGGGUUUGUUUGACAUACUCAGCAUUUGGUCAUGCCUGAACCAUGGAAAUCUCUUCCCUUCAGUGUAAGACCAUGGAUCGCAGUGGAUUUAAUGACAACCGCUGAUCGAAUGAGCUGUGUUUAUAAAUUCAAUUAUAAUUCUUCGUAGGCAUGUUAAAAGUACAUGUUUAAUGUGUAUCACUGAGAGAGGGGAGAGAGACAAAAGCAGAGAGGCCACUGAAGGGUAAAAAGAAAAAAGACUGUGUCAGAAGGAACUGCAGAUGCUGGUUUAAUCCCAAAGUGUUGGAGUGACUCAGCGGGACAGGCAAUGUCUCUGGAGAGAAGGAAUCGGUGACGUUUGGGGUCGAGACCCGUCCUCAGACCGAGAGUUAGGGGAGAGGGAAACUAGAGGUGUGAAAAGGUACAUAACAAAUCAGAGCCGGCACCGACGAUCAAGGAGAGGUGGAGCCCACAAUGGUCCAUUGUUGGCUGUGGAAGAGGUGAUAACGAAGGGACACUGACAGAUUUCUCCAGAGAUGCUGCCUGACCCGCGGUGUUACUCCAGUUUAUUGUGUCUGUCUUCAAAGAGGCUGUUUGGAUUUCGAAGUAGAAUUAGUCGGAUGUAAGAAGAACUAAAAAAGUGUCUUUUACGGGGAAGGGUAAACUGAACUAAGAUUAAAAUUAAUGAAGGAAUGUCGUACGGGUAGAGUAAGAAUGAACUUUAAUAUUGAUGUACAUAUAUGUUAUAGAAGAUUCUAUGUUAAGAUAUGAGCUAUUAAAUAUCACUAAAAUAUUGAUCAUGAUUUAAAAUAUGCUUGCAGAAUGAAAUAAAUAUUUCAA
Messenger RNA from Leucoraja erinaceus (little skate), 4005 nucleotides. Its product is annotated as adhesion G protein-coupled receptor E2-like. Gene Ontology annotation, biological process: cell surface receptor signaling pathway; adenylate cyclase-activating G protein-coupled receptor signaling pathway. The record is from RefSeq and is a predicted model, not a curated record. Gene Ontology annotation, molecular function: G protein-coupled receptor activity; calcium ion binding. The transcript has 16 exons. NCBI's taxonomy places the organism in Eukaryota, Metazoa, Chordata, Chondrichthyes, Rajiformes, Rajidae. The coding region runs from base 126 to 2081 and encodes 651 amino acids. Gene Ontology annotation, cellular component: membrane.